AUGGUGUCAGCACCUGAAGAACGGAGCAGAGACGAGGAGUUCUGGUUCGAAGACGGUAACAUCGUCCUUGUUGCUGGCGCAGUAGAGUUCCGGAUUUUAAAGGGCAUCCUCGCCGAACACUCGCCUGUGUUCAAGGAUAUGUUCUCUCUCCCGCAACCCCCGGAAACGACUACACAAGGCACCCAAUGUCCCGUAGUCCAUCUCACCGAUUCGUCCUACGACCUUCGUCACGUCUUCCGCAUAUACAUCCUUAAAGCUAACUUGGACCCGUUCGCUCCCAUGGUCCUUAGUUUUGACGAGCUUUCCGCUUCAAUCCGUCUAGGCCAUAAAUACCAAACCACGAAGCUUGUCGAGUACUUCAUCGCGUAUCUGGGAGAGUGCCCCUAA
Molecule: messenger RNA, 387 nt
Organism: Dichomitus squalens LYAD-421 SS1
Lineage: Eukaryota; Fungi; Basidiomycota; Agaricomycetes; Polyporales; Polyporaceae
Exons: 2
Coding region: 1-387 (128 amino acids)
Molecular function (GO): protein binding
Source: RefSeq, a predicted model, not a curated record